Molecule: messenger RNA, 1425 nt
Organism: Drepanopeziza brunnea f. sp. 'multigermtubi' MB_m1
Lineage: Eukaryota; Fungi; Ascomycota; Leotiomycetes; Helotiales; Drepanopezizaceae
Source: RefSeq, a predicted model, not a curated record
AUGAAGGUCGCUGCCCUCUCCAUCGGCCUCUUCGCCGCCUCAGCCGCUGCUGCCCACAACCACAAUGCGGCCGCGAAACGCCAAUAUCUGGUUUACAACACCACUAUGCCCAACCCGGUCCCGGAGCAUACGCCCGCCCCGGAGCCUUCGACCACCUUGGUUGUCUACCACACCAAGGUGUUCACCGUCACCGACUGUCCUGCGACGGUGAAGGACUGCCCUGCGCGUUCCGGCGGCAAAUCGAUGGGUCAGGUUGUGACGAAGACUCUCGGCGCCUACACAACUGUCUGCCCAGUGACGAAGGCCCAAUCGGCUGCAUCGGCCGCAAGCCACGCCAUGAUGUCAACCUACUCUGCGGCCAAAGAAACCUCUCCCGGAGGUUACGGAAUGAACAUGCCGCCGACCGUCCCCGCCGAGACUCCCGGAGCACCCGGCUACGGCAAGGUUCCCCAUCCGCCCGCGGGUACUCCCCAGCCCCCAUACCCUACUGGCGAGUCGCAAUCGACAGCUAAGGGUCCGGUUGGAACUGGUGUCAACCCCAAGGGUGACGCUCCUUACCCAACCCUCUCUGGCGCUGAAUCGAUCGUGCUCACCUACACCCUUGGAUCCGGAACAUCGACCACGGUCGUGACUACCACGAUCAAGCACACCAAGACCAACACCGUCUACGCUACCAAGCCGGCCGGCGAGAAGGGGCCAGGCUACGGUGCUGGCCCCCCUGCUCCUGAAGUGACCACCACGGUUCAAGCACGUAUUACAUCCACUCGCUACAUCACCAUUGUCGCCGCACCUUCGGCCCCUGUCGCCAGCGACAACGCUUGCCUUCCCGUCACUGUUACCGUUACCAAGGCUGUCACUGUUCCUGGCUCAGGAUCGUGCCCCAAUCAGCCCACUGGUGCCCCAACCGCCGAGGGAUCCAUCCCAUCCGGACCAGCUGGUGGAUACCCUGUCGACAGCGGCCUCGUACCAGUCGCCUCGAGAGUCAACAACGCUGGCCCUGCUGGUCCUGCUAUCACCCCUCCAUCCAACCCACCCGUUCCGGGCUACCCUGGUUCCCCAUACGGUAACAGCACCAUGACCUCCACCAAGAAGAAGUGCUCCAGCGUCUUCCCCCCCGGACACCCCAGCUACGUUUCCACGGCAGUCGGUGUUCCAUCUAGCACCGCCCCAACCUCUUCCCACGUCCCCACUUCCACUUCUUCCCACGGCCCCGCCCCUACCGGUGGUUACCCCGUGGUGCCCCCUCCCGUCUACCCUCUUGUUGCUGCCGCAAGCAGCAGCAGCAUCAUCCUCGAAACCUCCACCGCCGCCGGACCUGCCGUAACGCCGCCGGUCCCCGUCAUUUACAGCACCGCAACCGUCGUCCCCGUGCCAAGUGAAGCACCAGGUGCCUACUACCCCAUGAACCCCCUCCCAGUCUCCUAA